AUGUCUGGAAUGCAGGUUGCAGCUGCACCAAAGCCAAAAAUGUUGCAAAGCCUGUGUUCUACAUUCUGGAUUAUUCUUCCAAGCUGUACAGGGGCUGGUGCUGUAGCCUUAGACUGUCCAGCAGGAACCUACAGUACAGCCACAGAGAACACUGCAUCCAGUGAUUGUAUUGCUUGUCCAUCGGGGAAAUACCAAGAACAGGCAGGUCAGACAUCCUGUGAUGACUGUCCCGCUGGAAAGUCCUGUACGGCAACUGUUGCAUCUGACUGUGCUGCUGGGACCUACUCAACAGGAGGACAAGCCACAUGUACAAAUUGUCCAAUAGGGAGUUCCUGUCCAUCUGCCUCCACUGCACACACUGUGUGUGCUGACGGAUAUUACACUUCUUCUACAGGCCAGACAUCUUGCUCCCAAUGUCCAGCUGGAUCUGAAUGUCCAAACCAUGGUGCUCCAGUUCAAUGUGUGGCUGGACUAUACAGUACGCUUGGAUCAGGCAGAUGUUUACCUUGUGGAGAGGGAACUUACAGUGCUUCAGCAGGAUCAUCAACAUGUACGCCAUGUUUGGUAGGACAUUCAUGUGGAAAUGCGACUUCAUCCCCAACACCUUGUGGGGCUGGCUAUGUUGCAGCAACUGGAUCCUCAGCUUGUACGAUAUGUACUGCAAGUCAAGUGGCAGAUAGUAACCAGGAACUCUGUGAAUCCUGUCCAGCUGGAUACGCAUGUACCAACCCCACGUCGAGUCCAACAGCCUGUGCAGCUGGUACAUACUCAUUAUUAGGAGAUGCUAGCUGCACUAACUGCCCAGCAGGAUUCCAGUGUUCAGUCAACAAUGCUGCACCAGUUGCUUGCAGCUCAGGUCAGUACUCUACAGGAGGGCAGACAGCUUGUAUUUCCUGUCCAGGGGGAAACUACUGCACAGAUGCUACAAGUACACCUGUACUUUGUGCCCCAGGAGAAUACAGUCCUGCUGGAACGAUGUCCUGUUUGCCGUGUACUGCUGGUAAUUACUGCCCUCAGGGAGCGGAAGUCGAGACUAGCUGUGGUAUUACUGGGUUUUAUUCAGCAGCUGGUGCGUCUUCCUGUUCGCAGUGUCCAGCGGGAAGUUCGUGUACGACUACUGCAGCUUCGGCUUGUUCUGCUGGGUCCUACUCGCUACUUGGCGAGGAGACCUGUACCCCCUGUCCAGCAGGAUAUGACUGUACAAAUCAGGGAAUUUCUCCUGUGAUAUGUACCAGUGGGACAUACAACUUGGCAGGCUCGACUACAGCCUGUGUUACAUGUCCCGGAGGCUCUUUCUGUGUGUCAACAACUGUUAGUCCCUCCCCGUGUGCCUCAGGUUACAACAGCAACCCUGGGUCUACAUCAUGCACACAGUGUCCCGCGGGAUAUGGAUGUCCUGAUUUAGCUGAUAUCACAAAAAAUUUCCUGUGUCAACCUGGACAAUAUUCAGAAGCAGGAGAGAUGACCUGUACUGAUUGCACAGCUGGUUCUUAUUGCCCGAAUACAGAAGUAGCAUUGGUGCUACCUUGUGCUGUGGGAUUUUACUCCUUGGUUAAUGCUACUAGUUGUAUUGGAUGCCCAGCUGGGUCCAAAUGUCCAAACACAAAUGGUGUAGGCAUAGAAGUGUGUGCUGCUGGAACCUACGCCACAGGCAACUCAGUAGACUGUACAGACUGUCCUGCCGGGUUCUACUGCCCGCUGACUACCUCGGACCAGUCCAUCGAAUGUCCCAUUGGAACUUACUCUACCGGAAAACAAACAUCAUGUACAGAAUGUCCAGCAGGAAGUGAAUGUCCCUUCUCUGACCAGAACACAGAGAUUGCCUGUAAUUUUGGAACAUUUUCUGUGGGUAACCAAACUUCAUGUACCCAAUGUGCUAUUGGAUAUGAGUGUCCAAAUCCACUAACCAACAGCAGUUCUCCUUGUGCAGCUGGUUACUAUUCAUUAGGAGGACAGGAACAGUGUACUGUUUGUCAGGAAGGUAAAUACUGUGAAUUUACCACAGAAGGUGGUCUCGACUGUGGUGAAGGAUAUGUCAGUCCUGAUGCAUCUACCAACUGUACGAUCUGUACUGCUGGCUACUACUGCCCGACAAACAGAUACUCCCAGAUGACAGAAUGCCAAGAAGGUUAUUACUCCAUCGCUGGACAGAUCAAGUGUACAAAAUGUGAUCCUGGUUACCAGUGUCCAAUGGCUUCCACCACACCAACGCCCCCUGGUGGACUUUGUAACAAGGGAGGCUACUGCCCAGAUGGUCAACGCUUUGUAGCCUGUGUUGCAGGAAAAUACAAUGCUUUCAAUGGAUCAACAUCAGAGACACAAUGUUCACUUUGUCCUGCUGGUUACUACUGUGAUCAGCAAGGAAUGGAUGACUUCUCAGUAAACCAAUGUCCCUCCGGAGCCUACUGUCCUUUAGGAAGUGUGGUACCAACCAACUGUCCAGGCGGUACCUACAAUGACCAAGGAAAUGCAACACGUUUAAGCGACUGCCAGGUCUGUCCAGCUGGGUAUUACUGUCCAGAUGGUACUGCAAACCAAGGAACUAUUUGUCCUAAAGGUUUCUACUGUCUGGCAGGUCAGACAGACCCUACUGUGAAACCAUGUCCAGUGGGAACCUACGGUCCAUCCGAGGGCUUUCAGAAUGAAACACAGUGUAUUGAGUGUCCUGCUGGACACUUCUGUCCAGCCGGCUCUGGUGUGGCUCCAACGGAAGCUCCAACAAAAUGUUCGUCAGGGAAGUAUAAUCCAGACACAGGAAGUGGAUUGGAACUCAACUGCAGGCUGUGUGAUGCAGGAAGGUCAUGUCCCUGGGAAGGCCAGAUCAACUCAACCCACGCCUGCCAGGAAGGUUAUUUCUGUCCAGUUGGGACUAGUACCCCAGAUCAGUUUCCAUGUUUUCCUGGAACAUUUACCAAUAGAACUGACCUUACUAGUGCUGAAGACUGCGAACUCUGUCCACAGGGAUACUACUGUGAAUGGGCUACAACUGGCCUGGGAACAAUUGAUGGACCCAAGAAUUGCCGACGAGGAUUUUACUGUCCUGAGGGAUCACCUAAUCCAGAGCAAUUUCCAUGUCCUGCUGGAACAUAUUCUGAUGCUGCUAACCUAUACCAAGCUAGCCAGUGUACACCCUGUCCAGCCGGAUACUAUUGCACAGGCGGACAAAACAAGACGACAGGAAUUUGCCCAAUAGGCUACUACUGUCCAGAGUCUACUGUCAAUGGAGAGCAGUACGGCUGUCCUAACGGGACGUAUAACAACUUAGAGGGAGCCAUGGGUCUCAGCAAUUGUACUAACUGUACUCAGGGUCACUAUUGUGAGUUUCGUACUACAAUUCCUGAAAAGUGUCAACCAGGAACAUACAUGCCAUGGGGUACAGAUGGUUCUGGAAACAUGAUUGGUCUAGAUUCUGCUAAACGACAAUUUGAUUGUUGGGACUGUCCUGGAGGGUUCUACUGUGGAGAAGGAACUAUAACUCCGCAUAACUGUGGCAAAGGACUUUACUCAAAACCUGGGCAGUCAGAGUGUAAAACUUGUAUAAUGGGCCAUUAUUGUGAUAAUGAAACAACAUCAGAGGAUGCCAUGUUAAAUGACAAGAUUUGUAACCAGGGUUAUCUGUGUGGAGAGGGACUGACAGACAUGGCAUUAGCUGCCCCCUGUACCACUGGUACUUACUGCCCUGCAGGAACACUCGAGAUGAUUCAGUGUCCUGUGGGUACUGUCCAGAAUGAGACAGCACGAUGGGAUGUUACACUUCAUUGUUUACCAUGCCCGGCUGGGUCGUACUGUCUGGCUGCGUCUUCCGCGGUGACUGGUUUAUGUGAUGAAGGCUUCUACUGUCCUAGUCCUGUGGCAACUGUCUACUUCACACCUCCAUCACUUAUUGGAGCCUAUGGGCCACAACAGGUGGCCUGUCCAGCUGGAACGUACGCGGACACCAAAGGCACUCCAGACGAGGCCAGUUGUAAACCCUGUCCUGCUGGUUACUAUUGUCCACAAGCUAGUACAACUACCAUAGACUGUCUCCAAGGUUACUACUGUCCUGCGAAUUCUUCUGUUUCCACACCUUGUCCAAUUGGGCGUUAUGGAAAUGCUUCGAACCUAAUGGCCAUGGAUGAUUGUAACCUGUGUGACCCUGGUUACUACUGUGAUGCCCCAGGAUUACUCAGCCCUCGUGACCAGUGUGACCCCGGCUUUGUAUGCUACAGUGGAGCGUCCACUUCUGGCCCAACUGAUGGCGUCACUGGAGAACGUUGUCCAGCAGGUGGAUACUGCCUGAAAGGAUCCUUUGAACCUAGACCCUGUCCUUUGGGAACCUACAGCAAUGUUACAGGGUCUGUGGAUAAAUAUGACUGUGUCGAUUGUGACCCAGGCUACUACUGCUCAGUGCAGUCUGGUGGUGCUCCCACGGGGCAGUGUGAUGCUGGUUGUUACUGUACUGGGGCUGCCCAAAGUGCUUGUCAGUUUACCACACUUGCUGGUUACUACUCACCAAUUGGAUCUACCGCAGUAACGGAAUGUUUGGUUGCAACAUAUAAUCCCUUUAAUAGACAAGGAGCUUGUCUUACCUGCCCAGCUGGAUCCUACUGUCCUGAUAAGGCAAUGAACUACAGCAUCAUCUGUCCUUCUGGUCGGUACUGUCCCGAGGGCAGUGAAAUUCCAUCAGAUUGUCCACCUGGAACUUUCUUAAGUCAAGAGGGAAUGACCAGCCUUGAUAACUGUACCAGCUGUCCUCCAGGAUUUUACUGUCAAGAUAGAGGUGCUUCCAAUUACACCGCAGAAUGCUCUGCUGGCCACAUUUGUUACGGAUCAGCGGAGUCAAGAGAUCCUGUAUACAAUAAUGACCCGACCGGAAACAAAACCAUUAUCCUCUAUGGUGACUCUUGUUCUCCUGGAUACUAUUGUCCACAAGGCUCUGCUGUCAUGGUAGAGUGCCCAACAGGGACUUAUAAUCCAGAUCGUAACGGUCAGUCAGUGGCUAACUGUUUACCAUGUGAUGCUGGAAGUUACUGUAAUACUACAGCCCUCACAGCUCCUACAGGGCCAUGUGCAUCAGGUUACUACUGCAAGGGAGGAGCCUGGGUAGACAGUCCUGUUGACAACACCACUGGUAACAUUUGUCCACAGCACCACUAUUGUGUGGCAGGAGCAGACUUGCCUAGAAUCUGUGACAUUGGUUACUAUGCCAACACCACUGGAAUGUCUGUGUGUCAGCUGUGUAUCGCUGGCUAUAUAUGUUACCCUGGACAAGCCCCAACAAUAUGUCCCCAAGGAAAGUUCUGUGCUGCUAGUACAGUAUCAGAUCCUCUAGACAACCCUGACGCCUGUCCUAUAGGAACCUACAGUACUGAUGUUGGUCUGUCACUCAUCACAGAGUGUCUCGACUGUAUAGCUGGAUAUUACUGUGACGAAAUUGCCUUGGUAAAUGUCACUAAGAAGAUUGGACCUGGGUACUUUUCUGGCGGUGGUGCUACAGUGGCUCAGCCAGAUGAUUACUUAGAACUUCGAGGAAAGUGUCCUAAAGGAUUCUACUGUGAGGAAGGCUCCAUUUCUCCUACUCCUUGCCCCCCAGGAACUUACGGGCCAGCAUUCUGGUUGAAGUCAGCAGCUGAAUGUACUGCUUGUGAUGGAGGCUAUUACUGUACCAUCAGUAACAUGACCACCACAGGAACUCAGUGUACAGCAGGAUACUACUGUAGUGGAGGAUCUCCAGAGGCAGCUCCUGUCAAUCAAACUUGGGGAGAUAUCUGCCCUACAGGUUACUAUUGUCCCACUGGUACUCAGGACCCAAUACCAUGUGAAGCAGGAAAGUAUGCUAAUGCCACAGGGAGUACGACCUGUUUGAACUGUCCAGAGGGCUACUAUUGUACGGUCAACACCAGUGAUCCCAUCCCAUGUCCAGAAGGUCAUUACUGCAUUGCUCAAGCCACACUGCCCUAUUCCAAUCCAUGUCCGAUUGGGAAAUUCAACAACUUGACUGGAAUGAAUGCACUGGCUGACUGUCAAUCCUGUACUCCAGGUGAGUUUUGCGAGACACAGGGACUUGGUGCUCCGACUGGCUACUGUGAUGGCGGAUGGUAUUGUACAGGAGGAGCCACAUCCAGACAACCUUCAGACCCACUGACUGGGGGACAAUGUACGAUUGGAAACUUCUGUCCCAACGGCAGCUCAGCAGAAAUCUCCUGUACACCGGGAAUGUACUGUGACAAUGUUGAGUUAUCUGCCCCUACUGGAAACUGCUCUGCAGGUUAUUACUGUCCUGUAGGCUCCUCUUCUGCAUCUGCCGUGGCCUGCCCGAUGGGGAAGUUCUGUAUUGCUGGAAGUAGUGUGGGAGACGACUGCCCACCAGGUACAUUCCUGAAUGUGACAGGUGGUUCAGAUGUCUCGGAUUGUCUCCCCUGUUACCAAGGCUACUACUGUGCAGGAUAUGGAAAUACCGUGGCCACUGGACAAUGUGAUGGUGGAUUCUAUUGUCCAUCAGGAAUGAAUCUAUCCAGUCCUGCUGAAUACACAUGUCCAGUGGGACAUAAUUGUCCAAUCGGAAGUCACGAAUCAAUUCGCUGCUUGUCUGGUACCUACCAGGAUGAGACAGGACAAAGUGUGUGUAAAGACUGUCCCGUUGGCUACUUCUGUGAUAAUACAAUGGCACCAGUAGUCCUGUACAACAAUUCCAUUUGUCCAGAAGGCUACUACUGUCCACUCAACACCAAGUAUUCAUCAGAGUUCCCAUGUCCAAUCGGAACGUUUGGAAACAUAACUGGCUUCCAGGCUGUAGGUGACUGUAUUUCAUGUCCUGGAGGAUAUUAUUGUGACAGCUUGGCCCAGAUAGACUACAGCAAAAUUUGUAAUGCAGGGUAUUUCUGUAAACAAGGAGCAACAUCUGGAACACCCUCACAGGGAGCCGAUGCUGACGAGUGUCCAGCUGGUCAUUUCUGUCCGCUGCAGACCUCUGAACCACAAAAAUGUCCACAGGGAACUUUCUCUAACGCAACAAAGCUAACAGCACAGGACCAGUGUACCAAUUGUACAGCAGGGAGUUACUGUGGCGACCAGAACAUGAUACAGCCAUCAGGUCUAUGUUGGGGCGGUUACUAUUGCACAGAGGGUGCUGAUAGUCCUACUUACAUUACAUGUCCUGAGGGGGCAUUCUGUCCCAACGGCAGUGCCACAUUUAGCUUGUGUCCACAAGGAACUUACUCAAAUGUAACCCACCUCACCAAUGACUCUGAUUGUCUGCCAUGUCCAGGAGGUUCAUACUGUGAGACAACAGGCCUUACUGCACCAACAGGGCUGUGUGGACAAGGUUACUACUGUCCAGAAGGAACUAUCUACAAGGAGCCUGCUAGUACAUUCUGUCCUGUAGGACAUUACUGUCCAGAGGGAGUGUCACAGCCAAUUCCCUGUCGUAACUACACACAGGUGAACCACACACAUGCUGUCCAAUGUAAUGCUUGUCCAGCUGGAUUCUACUGUGAUCUAACAGGUCUUAGUACCAUCUGCCCCGCGGGAUACUACUGUCCAGCGGGUACAGGAAUUGACUGGCAGUCCUGUCCGAGAGGAACAUACAGUGACACAGAAGGCCUUAGUGAUGAAAGUCAGUGUAAACCUUGUCCAGCUGGGAAAUAUUGUGGUGGUGAACACCUAACAGCAGCCACAGGUGACUGUGCCCCUGGUCAUUGGUGUGUCUAUGGUAUUGAUCGAGAGUACCCUGAUGGAAACAAUCAGUCGUCAGCUGUUUGGAACAUCUCUUGCUACGAUGACCGACAGCUGGGGUAUGGAGGGAUAUGUCCUGUAGGAAACUACUGUCCCGGAGGUACAGCCAGUGUCUACCCAAUACCUUGUGAUAAUGGCACAUACGCCGAUACAACUGGAAUGGCUGCUUGUACUACAUGUCCUGCAGGAUAUUUCUGUGGUGAAGGGACAGCCAACUACACAGACAAUCCAUGUCCAUUUGGUCACUACUGUCCGGCCGGCACUGGCUACUGGAACCAAUAUCCAUGUAGUGCUGGUACCUACAACAACCUGACGAUGAGGACAAGUAACAGUGACUGUCUCAGCUGUCCAGGUGGAGAGUACUGUGGACAGACAGGUUUAACACUCCCGUCAGGCCUGUGUAUGGCUGGAUACUUCUGUGAUUCUGGAUCUGCUACAGCAACACCAUCUGGUGCUGGUGGAAACAACUGUUCUGCAGGCUAUUUCUGUCCGGAAGGGUCGACAAACCCGACCCCCUGUACACCAGGGUCAUUCUGUGGCAAUGACCUCUUAAACAUGACCUCUGGCCUUUGUGACCCUGGAUACUAUUGUACCCAGAUGGCCACUGUUUCUAACCCCACUGAUGGAAACGUAACAGGUGACAUCUGUCCUACUGGUACCUAUUGUCCAGCUGGAAGCACCGCUCCUUUGCUAUGUCAGUCUGGAACCUAUCUCAACAGCACAGGAAAUGAUGCGGACACGGAUUGUAUUGCCUGUGUAUCUGGAAGUUACUGCAGUGGUAGUGGAAAUAGUGUACCAGAUGGACUGUGUAGUGCUGGAUAUUACUGCCCAGCUGGUCAGGACAAUCCAACCCCCUCCAGUUAUAACUGUACCCAGGGACACUAUUGUCCUGAGGGAAGCAUUGCACCCAUCAGAUGUACUUCAGGUUCCUACCAGGAUGACAUUGGACAGUCCUGGUGUAAGGCGUGUCCUGCUGGCUAUUUCUGUGACAGUACCAUGGAUCCCGUUGUGCUUUAUAAUAACUCCUACUGCCCUACCGGGUUUUAUUGUCCAGAAAACACAACAAUGUCAACACAGUUUCCAUGUCCUUCUGGAACCUUUAACAAUAUCACACAUCGUACAAUGGUGUCUGAUUGUACAUCCUGUAGUGGAGGCAUGUACUGUGACCAGGUUGGUCUCACACUCCCUGUAGCAAGUUGUGCUGCUGGGUAUUUCUGUUUGUCUGGUGCAAAUAGUUCCACACCAAGCCAAGGUGUUGAAGCAGACAUCUGUCCCCCUGGGUUUUACUGCCCCCUUGGGACUGUCAGCCCACUGUCCUGUCCCCCAGGGACCUAUAACCCAACCACCGGACGUCAGGCAGUGGAUGAGUGUACCAACUGUACAGGUGGAACUUACUGUCCCGACUACAACAUGACAGCGACUGGAUCAAAUUGCCAAUCUGGUUACUACUGCCCCACCAAAGCUGAUGUAGCUAACUUCCUUCUGUGUCCGGAGGGAUCCUACUGUCCUACAGGGAGUGACCAGCCAAUACCGUGUGCUGCUGGCUCAUUCUCCAACAUGACUGGACUAACUGCUCAGUCAGGCUGUACAAACUGCACAGCUGGAUUCUACUGCCCGAACUCAGGUAUGACCGAGACAUCAUUACAAUGCUGGGGCGGUUACUACUGUCCAGAGGGAAUGGCUGCCCCCAACCCAGGGGCCUACAUCUGUCCCCGAGGAAUGCAUUGUCCAAAUGGCAGUGAAAUAUAUAAGGAAUGUCCUGAUGGAUUUUACACCAACUACACUGGAGCCUCGUCAUGUGACGUAUGUCCUGCUGGUUUUUACUGUCUUCCUGUCCAGCCCGCCAAUGACACACUAAAUGCCCAGUCCUGUCCUAAUGGCUACUACUGUCCAGCUGGAACUGGAAUCAAUUGGAUGUCAUGCCCGAGUGGUUCUUUCAGUGACCAGCCAAGUCUGUACCAGGUCGACCAGUGUAAGGCAUGUACAGCAGGGAUGUACUGUCAGGGUGAACAUCUGACUGCACCUACUGCAAACUGUUCUGCAGGAUACUAUUGUACAUCAGGAGUAGACCGUCCACAACCAGGAGCGAGCAAUGACAGUGUAACAGCUAACUGCACUUGCCCAGAACAAGCCUUCUACACUGGAGUGGGCGGGGAGUGCCCCUUGGGUCAUUUCUGUCCAGAGGGUUCGGCAACACCUACACCUUGUGCGGCCGGGACGUACGGCGAGGCUACAGGACUGUGGGAGUGUGCGCCAUGUCUCCAGGGAUACUACUGUCUGGUCAAUGCCUCCGAGUACCUGUCCACCCCAUGUCCUCAAGGUCACUACUGCCCUAAUGGGACAUCAUCCAGUACCCAGUACAGGUGUCCACCAGGGACAUAUAAUCCAAACACACAUGGAACGUCCCUGGCGGACUGUCGCGACUGUGAUCCAGGACAAUACUGUCAGGACUACGCCAGCACUACUCCUACUGGUAACUGUUCGGCCGGCUGGUACUGUGUAAGUGGAUCGGACAGCCCGAACACCACCACAAAUGGUGGUAUCUGUCAGCCUGGCUACUACUGUCCUGGAGGAUCCAGCAGCCCCAUACCAUGUCCUGGUGGUAAAUACUGUCAGUUUGAAGGCCUAGAUACACCCACAGGGAACUGCUCAGCUGGCUACUACUGCUCAGCCAGAGCAUCUACCGCCACUCCCCCAGGGGACAGCACUGGUGAUAUCUGCCCCCCAGGGUUCUACUGUGAAGAAGGAUCUCUUUCCCCGACCCCCUGUUCACCUGGCACAUUCAGUCCAAGUACAGGAAACAGAGCUGUCAAUGAUUGUCUGGCUUGCUCCUUUGGAGAAUUCUGUGGUGACUACAAUCUCACUGCUACAACAGGUAACUGUACCCAAGGAUAUUACUGUCCGGAGGGACAAAUAACAGACACACCAAAUCUUUGUACCACUGGUCACUAUUGUCCCGAAGCCACCUCCAGCCCAAUUCUAUGUCCAAGUGGAUUCUACCAGGACCAGACUGGUCAGUGGACGUGCAAAUUGUGUCCAGAGGGCUACUACUGCGAUAACAGCUUAGGAGUCGUAGUCAUCAAUGAAACCAUCAAGUGUCCAACUGGUUAUUUCUGUCCAUCAGGCACGGUACGGAGUGACCAAUUCCCCUGCCCUACCGGUACCUACAACAACAUGACAGGAUUAAAUCAGAGUUCUCAGUGUACGCCCUGUACUGGAGGGUACCACUGUAGCAUAGCCGGCCAAUCAGAACCUGUCGGACUGUGUGCUCCGGGAUACUUCUGUAAUCUGUAUGCAGAGCUGUCCACUCCAAACAACACAGGCUUCGCUGGCAUCUGUCCACAAGGUUCCUACUGUCCAGAGGGCACUGUAAACCCCUUAGACUGUCCGGCUGGGACUUACGGUGGCCUAGAGGGCCUAGCCAAUGAAACUCAAUGUACACCAUGUACCGGCGGUCAGUACUGUGAGAUUCCAGGACUGACCUCACCACAGGGACAGUGUACAGGUGGCUACUUCUGUACUGGAGGGUCAGACUCCAGGGUCAAGGAAUUGUGUACAGCUGGUCACUUCUGUCCAAGCGGAACUCAGACACCUGAAAGAUGUCCAGAGGGAACAUUUAACCCCUACCUCGGCCUAAAUAGUUCUGACUACUGUACCCCAUGUACAGAGGGUCAGUAUUGUGAGACGGAGGGUCUGAAUGCUACAACAGGACCAUGUGAGGCGGGAUUCUACUGUCCAGGAGGACAGAACUCUUCUCGUCCAGCAGAUUAUCCUUGUACAGUUGGUCAUUUCUGUCCUGUUAACUCCUCACAGCCUACACCCUGUGCCAACGGUACAUACAUGAACCACACCAUGGCGUCCGAAUGUUACACAUGUCCCGCAGGCUGGUACUGUCGGUCGGGUAAUCUGGUUGACUUAUGUCCAAUCGGUCACUUCUGUCCAGCUGGCACAGGAUUUGACUGGCAGCAGUGUCCAGUUGGAACCUUUAACAAUGAAACAGGCUUGUCUAUGUCCAGUGAGUGUAAACCAUGUCCAGGUGGGAGUUACUGUGACUCCUUAGGGAUGUCCACAACGACUGGUUUCUGUGAUGCUGGUCAUUACUGUGAAUAUGGUGUAGACAGACGUGAUCCGACAGGAGGGAAUGCCACCUUCAUCAACGGCACUUGUCAAGUACCAGGUGGAGAGACUGGAGUGGGCGGGAUCUGUCCCGAGGGCCACUAUUGUCCCCAGGGGACAACCACACCCCUUCCUUGUGGUCAGGGAACAUUUAGCAAUGUCUCUGGUCUAGCUGUUUGUCAUCAGUGUCCUGCUGGAUACUACUGUGUUCAGGGGUCUGUGACCUACGUGGACAGUCCUUGUCCCUCAGGCCACUAUUGUCCAGCUGGUACCUAUGUGUCCACCCAGUAUCCAUGUCCUGCCCAGACUUUCUACAAUCUCACCAUGGCCCGUCAACUCAGUGAUUGUCUCCCCUGUCCAGGAGGAGAGUACUGUGCCACCAACGGACUGUCAGCACCAACUGGCCUUUGUUCUCCAGGCUGGUACUGUAGCAGUAACUCCAGUCUGUCCAUGCCAUCUGCUCCUGAAGGCGGUCAGUGCCAGGUCGGAUUCUUCUGCCCUGAGGGUUCUUAUGAAUCACAGCAGUGUACCCCUGGCAAGUACUGCCAGACAACAGGACUUGACACACCCACCGGAAACUGUUCUCAAGGUUACUACUGUACACUAGAGGCCUCAGUAGCCACGCCCACAGACAAUGUGACCGGGGCUGUCUGUCCAUUCGGACACUACUGUGAGGAAAUGAGCUCUGCCCCCUCACCUUGUCCCGUUGGGUACUACCUGGACGUCGUGAUGCAGGAUCAAAUCAGUGAUUGUAAGAUAUGUAUUGGUGGAAAUUACUGUCCAAGCUCCGGAGCUGAACUGCCCGCUGGAAACUGUUCUGCGGGAUUUUACUGUCCAGUAGGUCAAAACUCAUCAACACCUGAUGACUACAGAUGUCCAGUCGGUCACUAUUGUCCCGUGGGAUCUGAGUCACCGAUUCGCUGUGAAAAUGGAACAUACCAGGACCAAGAUUCUCAGAACACCUGUAAACAAUGUCCUGCAGGAUACUUCUGUGACAACACCAUGGGGAUUGUCGUACUUGACAACAGCACCACUAUUUGUCCGAUGGGCUACUAUUGUCCGGCAGGAACUCGAUACAACAAUGAAUUCCCAUGUCCUAUUGGCACAUUCAACAACAGGACUGGUGUGAGUCAAGCGACCGACUGUACACCAUGUUUGGGCGGGUACUACUGUCCCAUGGUUGGCAUGGUGACGCCGGUGGACAUGUGUGAUGCGGGACAUUUCUGUAAACAGUAUGCAAACAUCUCAGCUCCUGAUCAAGGAGCUGAUGCUAACAUCUGCCCUGAGGGUUCAUACUGUCCUAUAGGAACGUCUACACCAAUUCCCUGUCCCAAGGGUACAUACAGCAAUGGUACAGGCCUGCAGGCUGAAGCAGACUGUACCCAGUGUCCUGCAGGGUGGUACUGUGACCAGCCAGGCAUGCUCAAUGUCACCGGACCGUGUGAGGGAGGGUAUUACUGUGAAUUGUCCUCUAACCAUUCGAGGAGAACCAUCUGUCCGGGAGGCAGCUAUUGUCCUGAAGGAUCAGGCUGGCCCACACCUUGUGCCAUAGGGACAUACAGUAACACUCAGGGGCUUGUCAAUGCUACCCAGUGUACAGACUGUGACCCAGGGAGCUACUGUAAUGAUACUGGCUUGACCCUGCCCACUGGGUUAUGUGAUGGUGGUUUCUACUGCCCUGGAAGAGAUUCUGUGUCAAACCCUGUUGCUACGCCUUGUCCGAUUGGUCUUCACUGUCCAAUAGGAAGUGGCCUACCAGUGCCAUGUGAACCUGGAACCUUUGCCAACUUUACUCAAGCGUCUGCUUGCCUUAUAUGUCCUGAAGGUUUCUACUGUGUACCUGAGGAGGUCAUCCAAGGUAAUUCAUCAUCCGGUCACCGUCUCUGUUCUCGUGGAUUUUACUGCCUCGCUGGUACAGGUCGUAACGAGUCAGCAUGCCCAGCAGGGACCUACAGUAACCAGCUUGGUCUUGUUGCGGAAGCAGAUUGUCAGCAGUGUACAGGAGGCAUGUACUGUGAUGUCACUAACCUGACUGCACCUGUUGGGGAUUGUGCCCAAGGGUUCUUCUGUGAGUCCGGCGUGGACACAGCUACACCAACAGGAAACCACACAGGAACCGGCGGGAUCUGUCCUAUUGGUUUCCAGUGUCCACAAGGCACCGUUGUACCACAAGGUUGUGAUGCUGGAUCAUACCAGGAUGAGAGUAACCAGGCUUCGUGUAAAUCGUGUCCAGAGGGCUACUACUGUAUAGCCAACAGUACGACGUAUGCGGACAAACCAUGUCCAUCUGGUCACUACUGUCCAGCUAAGACCGCUUUUGACAUCCAGUUCCCAUGUCCAGCAGGAACCUUUAACAACCUCACUGGUAAAUCCAACACCAGUGCCUGCGAGCCCUGUACCCCCGGGUCAUACUGUGGCUCGCCAGGCAUGAGUUCUCCCACAGGACUCUGUGAUGCUGGCUGGUAUUGUACAUUGGGUUCCAGCCUCGCCCAAACUUUAACAGAUGGUGGCAAGUGUGUAGCAGGAACUUACUGUCCCAUUGGAAGUUCUGCCCCAGUAGGAUGUGACCCUGGCAUGUAUUGUGAUAUAGAUAUGAUGAGCACACCCGCAGGGAACUGUUCGGCAGGAUAUUACUGUAAUUCCAACUCUACCACAGGACAACCUACAGGUACCGGAGGUGACCGAUGUCCAAUGGGCCAUUACUGUGUGGAAGGAAGCUCCGUUCCUGAACCCUGUCCUCAAGGUUACUUCCAGCCUAGCAUGGCUGGUCAGAAUGUCUCCUGGUGUCUGCCCUGUACUGCUGGUUAUUUCUGUAACAGUAGUGGACUGGCUACAGAGGAUGGAAUGUGUGAUGCAGGCUACUACUGUCCAGAGGGCCAGAUUGUGAGGAACCCAAGUGCCUAUGAAUGCCCAGUAGGAUAUAAAUGUCCGGUGGGUUCUAGCUCCUAUCAGCUGUGUCCAGCGGGAUUCUACCAGGACGAGGUUCGACAGUACACAUGUAAGGAAUGUGUUGAGGGCUUCUACUGUGACAAUGCUUUUGGCCCUAUUUCUAACUAUACAGACUAUAUCUGUCCAGAGGGUCAUUACUGUCCUAAUGGCACAAAAGUGGCAAACGAGUUCCCUUGUCCCGUGGGCACCUUCAACAACCAGACCGGCCUGAGAUGGGACACAGAGUGCAUGCCCUGUACAGGAGGUCUUUACUGUACAGCUGGCACUGUCGUCCCGUCUCUGCCAUGUGCUGCCGGAUACUACUGUCGCUCAGCCGCACAAACAGCCGCACCAUCUCAAGGGUCAAAUGCAGACCCCUGUCCAGUUGGUCAUUACUGUCCGGAGCAGACAACUGAACCCAUCAAAUGCCCAGCAGGAACCUUCUCAAAUAACACCAAGUUGAUGAACCUGACCGACUGUAACUCAUGUACAAGAGGCUGGUAUUGUAAUGAUUCUGGAUUGGUUGAGCCGACUGGGCUGUGCACAGCAGGUUUCUUCUGUAUAGAGGGAUCUGAUAACAACGCUCCUCAGAUCUGUACAGCUGGACGUUAUUGUGUCGAGGGCACUCACACACCAGCACGAUGUCCAGCCGGAACCUUUUCUAACAGUACAGGACUGACUGCUGUAGGGGAGUGUACAAACUGUACCGGCGGUAGUUAUUGUACACAGACAGGAUUAACAGAUGUUGAAGGCAACUGUACGGCAGGUUACUACUGCCCUGAAGGAUCAAGUAUACACAAUGCGGUCAUCUGUCCUAUCAGCCUACAUUGUCCAGAAGGAAGUGACCAGCCUCUCGCCUGUACAGCUGGUACCUACACAAACAGUUCAGGAAUGUCUGCCUGCAUCACCUGUCCUGAUGGAUUCUACUGCGUGGCCCAGAACGUCAGUGCUUCAGUUCCAGUAUCAGGAUAUUAUGAUUGUCCAAUGGGUUACUAUUGUCCUGCCGGAACUGGGUUAGAUUGGCAGCCUUGUCCAAUGGGAACCUACAGCCAACAGACCAAUUUGUAUAGGGUGAACCAAUGCCUAGACUGUGAUGGUGGUUACUACUGCUCAGUAGAGGGUGCUAAUGUCACUACAGGCCUAUGUCAGGCUGGGUACUAUUGUCAGUCAGGCGUUGACCGCCCCAACCCUGACAAUGCGGCCAUUAACAGCACAUAUCCAGCUAGCUGUCCUCUGAUAGGGGGACACACAGGUUAUGGUGACAUUUGUCCCCUUGGCUAUAAGUGUCCCCAGGGCAGUGAUGCCCCUAUAGGCUGCCUCGCCGGUGAGUACCAGGAUGAAACAACUCAGAGUACCUGUAAAGUCUGCCCAGCAGGGUACUAUUGCCUGGCUAACUCCACUGACUACACUGAUAAGUCCUGUAGCAGUGGUCACUAUUGUCCUGAAGGCACAACACAGAAGUAUGCUAAUCCAUGCCCAGCUGGAACAUUCAACUCUGCCACCAAUCAGAUCAACUCAUCAGCUUGUGUAACCUGUACUCCAGGGCAAUACUGUCAGAACACAGGGUUGUCAGCCCCUACUGGAAACUGCAGUGGAGGAUACUACUGUUCUGGCGGAUCAACCAGUCCUAAUCCAACUGAUGCAAGCAUGGGAGGAACUUGUGUAUUUGGUCAGUACUGCCCUGAGGGAAGUGAUGCCCCGAUCGAGUGUACACCGGGCAUGUACUGUCUCGGUAUUCGUCUUACAGAACCUACUGGAAACUGCUCCCAAGGCUACUACUGUAAUGGCAGCUCAUCACUGAGUACACCUCCCGAUGGUUCUAUGGGCGGAAACUGUCCAGCAGGCUACUAUUGUCCAGAAGGAAGCUCAUAUCCUACUCCUUGUCCAAUCGGUUACUACCGAGGAUCUAUUCGUGGAACCAAUCCCUCAUCCUGUACCAUCUGUACUAAGGGAAAAUACUGUGACACAGAGGGUCUAAGUGCACCUGCUGGAGACUGUUCCCCAGGAUACUACUGUCCAGCUGGUCAGAUCUCAUCAACACCUUCAAACUACAGCUGUGACCCUGGCUACUUCUGUGUGGGUGGCAAAGAAGCACAAGAGGCCUGUCCUUCGGGUACCUAUCAGAUCAAUCCUGGUCAGUCACUGUGUCUUACCUGUCCGGAGGGUUACUACUGUAAUGCUACAUUUGGACCUGUGGUCAACUUCGCCUCCACUGUUUGUCCUGAGGGUUAUUACUGUCCAAACGGCACAGAGCACGCCAAUCAAUAUCCCUGUCCAAGAGGAACAUUCAACAAUAGGACAGGUUUAACCAACUCAUCGGAGUGCUCGCCCUGUACUGGGAAAUGGGCUUGUGACCAGGUGGGAUUGACGUACCCCUUACAACUAUGUUCUGCAGGCUACUUUUGUCGUGAGGGUGCUGAUUCUACCACACCCGACUUGAUAAAUGCAGACGACUGCCCCGCAGGAUCCUACUGCCCCGAGGGUACAGACGAACCCAUCCCCUGCCCCCUGGGAUCAUACAGUAACACCCCCAACCUACAUAUGGAAAGUCAGUGUCUUAACUGCACAGGUGGUUAUUUCUGUAAUGAGACUGGACUGACCGCUCCAGUUGGACAAUGCUUGGAGAGAAAUUAUUGUCCGUCUGGUUCUAGAUCCAGAACUGAGUUCAUAUGUCCAGUUGGUCACUUCUGCGGCUUAGGAACAGAAUAUCCUGACCAGUGUACGAACGGUACAUUCUCUGACGCCACAGGACUUGCCUUUAGCUACGAGUGUGCCAACUGUACAGCUGGAUAUUAUUGUAAUGGAAACGCACUAACAAAUGUCACAGGACCCUGUAAAGCAGGUCAUUACUGUCCAUCAGGAUCCAGUGUGGAGAGUCAGGUUGUCUGUCCAGCAGGCAUGCACUGUCCAGAAGGCAGUGCAGCUCCACAGGAUUGUCUUGCUGGAUCCUUUGUCGACUAUGAUGGAGCCUCCAUCUGUUCCGUGUGUCCUGAAGGUUAUUAUUGUGUACCAGAGCAUGUGAUUCCCGGUAUAGCCUCCACUGCUAAAGCUGCUUGUCCUGUCGGAUUCUUCUGUCCUAAUGGAACUGGACAUGACUGGCAGCCAUGUCCAGCUGGCACCUUCAGCAACAUAACUGGACUACAGAAGGCCGAGGAUUGUACACCCUGCACGGAUGGACAAUUUUGUCAAGGAGCCAACUUAACAUCGCCUUCAGGUCCCUGUAUGGGCGGUUACUUCUGUGUCUCAGGGGUAGAUCGCGCCAACCCACUCAUGUUGAAUGACACCCAGUGUCCAACAGGCACAGUUCACCCAAUCAUCGGCCAUGAAUGUCCAACUGGUCACUACUGUCCAGAGGGAUCAGGCAAUCCAAUUGGCUGUCCAGCAGGCUCGUACCAAAAUCUAACCAAUCAGAUCAAUUGUAAGAGCUGUCCAGAGGGCUACUUUUGCUAUGCUAACACUUCUGAUUACAGUGCUAACAUUUGUCCUGGUGGUCACUACUGUGGCCUGAAUACCACUGACCCCACCAUGUUGCCAUGUCCACCUGGUACCUACAACAACCUGACCACACAACAAACCAUUGAUUCCUGUGUGCCCUGUGAUCCUGGCAUGUACUGCCAAGGUGAUGGUAAUGCCUUCCCUACAGGAAACUGUUCAGCAGGCUGGUACUGUACUAAUAGAUCUCAUGAGGCUCAGCCAACUUCCAAUGGAGGAGAAUGCCAGGCUGGGUUCUUCUGUCCAGAAGGAUCUUAUGCCAUGCAAAAUUGUACACCAGGAAAAUACUGUCAGACUAACGGCCUAGCCUUGCCCACUAACGACUGUGACGGCGGAUACUACUGUCCAGGUGGCGCCACCUCUGCCAAAGAAAUUGUCUGUCCAGUUGGUCACUACUGUCCGAUUGGAACAGAUCUUCCCAAUGCCUGUCGGAACGGAACAUAUGCAUCAACAACAGGUCUGCAGAGCGAGGGGGAGUGUACAGAAUGUGAUCCAGGCUUCUACUGUAAUGGAACGGGUCUAAGUGCCACAACAGGUCUAUGUGAUGCAGGUUUCUACUGUCCCGGAGGUCAGAGUGUGCCAGAUCCCUAUGACUACCGUUGUACUCCUGGCCACUAUUGUACCGUAGGCACAGGAACACCCUACCGUUGUGCCAGUGGGGAGUACCAGAACGAGUACCAACAAUCGUCCUGUAAACAGUGUCCAGCAGGUUACUUCUGUGACAGUAGUUUGGGGCCAGUGGGAGAACUGACUAACAGCAGCUGUCCAGAGGGAUUCUAUUGUCCUGCAAUGACCAAUCUAUCCAGCCAGUUCCCCUGUCCUGCUGGUACCUAUAACAAUCGCACUGGAAUCACUAUUGAAGCAGAUUGCCAAGCUUGUCCUCCUGGGAAAUAUUGCCAGUCCACCGGGCUACCGGCUCCCGAGGGAGACUGUUUCCCAGGGUACUACUGUAAUGGAAGUACAACUGAACCGACACCUUCUGAAGGUUUGUGUCCGAUAGGAAGUUACUGUCCUUUAGGAUCCUACAAGCCGAUUCCCUGUCCAGACGGAACCAUCGCCUCCAGCACAGGAAACGUUGAUCUCACGUAUUGCGAGUCAUGUAAACCAGGCAACUACUGUACACCGGACAGCUCCAGAAAUGGUUAUAGUCUACCAUGUGAUGCUGGCUAUAUUUGUCUUAAUGGGUCAAACAUUGCUACCCCGACCGAUGGAAUCAUUGGGUAUGAGUGUCCAGCUGGACACUACUGUCAGUCUGGAGAUGUUAAGGAAACUCCAUGUGAGGUCGGAACUUAUGCACCUAGUACAAAACAUGCGGUAUGUCGGGAUUGCCCUGAAGGCCGAACAUGUCCUCAACAGGGUAUGAACUACACGGAGAUAUGUCCUGCUGGAUAUUACUGUCCUAAUGGAACAUCUGACAACGGUCAACCAUGCCCCUUAGGUUCCUACAGUUCACUGACAGGCCUUGUCAACUCGUGGGACUGUCAGGGAUGCCCUCCUGGAAAGUUCUGUAAUGCAACUGGCCUCGGAAGUCCUGCUGGAGAUUGUAUGGCUGGGUACCUAUGUGUUGCAAAUGCGACACAAGAAGCACCAAACGAUGGACUAAACAUGCCCUGUCCUGCGGGACAUUACUGCUUAGAAGGUGGUGUAACAGCUGAGCCAUGUCCACGUGGAACAUUCCGGAACCAGACAGGUGGUGGUGUUUUAAGUGACUGCUGGAUGUGUUCUGGAGGUUACUACUGUCAGAAUGAGGCUCUAACCACGCCCACGGGUAUGUGUGCUGAGCGAUACUACUGCCCAGAGUCGGCCAACAUCAGCACUUCAACACCCACAGAUUACAUCUGCCCGACUGGACAUUACUGCCCGCUGGGAACUGCUGACCCUGAGCCUUGUGGAGUUGGAACCUACCAGCCUAAUUCCGGUCAACUUGACUGUGUAACGUGCCCUAGCGGCUUUAGCUGUAUGGUCAACACAAGUGUCCCUGAGCCUUGUCCAGCCUAUUCCUACUGUCCUAAUGGCACCUCAGACCCCUUCCUGUGUCCAAACGGUACUUACACUGAUGCCAGUGAUACCGGGCUGGAGAAGCCAGAGGACUGCAAGGAAUGUUCAGCAGGGAAAUACUGUGUUGGUGGCCGUAUUGCUGGAGAUUGUGCAGCAGGAUACCUUUGUCUGAAAGGUCAAAGUGUUCCUGAUCCCCCAGACGAAAACCGCCCACUUGGUGGAAACUGUACUUAUGGCUUCUACUGUCCUGCAGGAACUACGGUGGUACAGACUUGUCCAGCUCUGCGGUAUAUAACUUGGGAAGGUGCAGCCUCAGCAUCAGAGUGUGACGUUUGUCCGGGCGGAUUUAUCUGUCCAGAUAAUUCCACCGUGUCAGAACCAUGUCCUGCUGGGUUCUACUGUGAGGUCAGCAAGGCUAUAGCUGCUUGUCCUGAAACAACUUACAAUCCUGUACAAGGGGCAGAUGAUGUCAGCUACUGUCUGCCUUGUCCAGCAGGCUAUUUCUGUAACACUACAGGGAUGGCAAACUACACAGUGAAUCCCUGUGAAACAGGAUGGUACUGUACCAAUGCCACAACUGCACCUCAGCCCUGCCCACCAGGCACAUACAGAGAUCAGAUAGCAGCCGGAAGUGAUGCUGAUUGUGCCCGAUGUCCAGCUGGCUUCAUGUGUCCAAACUUUAGUAUGAGUUAUGGUGGAGACCAAUGCACAACUGGCUACUACUGUCCAGAGGGAUCCCACAACGAGACCAUCUGUCAGGCAGGAUACUACUGCAACAGAUCGAUGUCACAAGUUCCAUGUCCCCCGGGCUAUUACUGCCCCGAGGGUUCUGCCACACCACUGCCUUGCCCCCAGGGCCAUUACUGUGAAAAACUAGAUGACUGUAAUAUGACAGAUGCAGGUGCCAUAGAACCAAUCAAAUGUCCGUUAGGUUACAAAGAAAAAGAUGGAGCUCCGCGUGAAACAUUCCUCGAUACUUGUGAAGCGUGCCCACCUGGAACAUUCGGUGCUGAUGCUAACCGUGCUGUUUGUGCUGAUUGCCGUGCGGGUGUCGUGUGCCUGGCGUUGGCUAUCACAGAUCAACCAGGCGAUAACUCCAGUGCUUACUAUGGAGUCAAUGCUACUAAUUCCUUCCCUUGUCCAGCAGGUUACUAUUGCCCACAAGGAAGUGCGGAGGCUACGCCUUGUCCAGCAGGUCGAUACAACACAGCCCAGUAUGGAGGGAGUGUUGAUGACUGUUCCCAGUGUCCAGUUGACCAUUUUAACCACCUUACAGGACAAAAGGCCUGUUACCAUUGUGGAAGUGAAGCCAGUCAGUCGCUCACAGGACAGGCGACAUGUGCCUGUAAAGGGUCUGGCCGAGACUUUCAAGAGAGUGAUCGGAAAUGUGUUUGUGCAGCUGGGUUCCUUGAGUCCGGAUCAACAUCUUCGUCUGCUGAUUGUUAUAAACAGGUGUACGACUUAUGUCUGUCCCAAACCACACGAGCUCAGGAUGGCAGAUGUCUAACUACUGCGCAGUGGGAGGCCCACUGUAGGGAUGAUGUAUGUCCUCCGAACGAAUAUGUAAGUUAUGACCGUCUGCUGGGAGUCUGCCAGUGUGCGAUGGAUGACCUUGACGAGGUCUGUGAUUUACAGUGUCGUCUUGCCCAACGUAAUGCCAUUAUGUUGGUUUGUGCAGCAGAGCCCCUCAGUGUACAUGUCGUUGUUCGUGAUUCCAGUAACAAUAUCAUGACUGAAAUUGGUGUCCAAUUUCUGACAAGGAUCAUCAACUCACGGAAUGCCAUUUCUACUGAUCAAUGUUCUUCCAGGGAUAAUAGUGAAAUACAAAUCAAUAUUUGUCAGAUGAAUUCAAGAGGAUUUCUGGGAGUAUACAAUCCCGACCGCCCCGAACUGAUCCAGUUAUUGCAAGACAAUGAAAAGGGCAACAACACUGGCAAUAUAACUGUGGAUAGCGCCAAUUAUGGGCGUCGCCGACUGCUUGCUACUUCCAAUGUUGCUGGGUCACAGUUCUCUGGCAUUGAGAACCCUGUUACAUGUCUUGCUAGUGGAGAAAUCAUGCUCUUCAGUGUGACCAAUACAUACUACCCCGUGUAUGAUAAAAACAACCUGUUUAACACUAAUGGUGCGUUUGACUACGGGGGAUUCCGUACCAUGGUUGAAGCUGCUGCAGUUGCUGCUACCACUUCUACAUUGUUUUCCUACCAAUUCAACGACCCCGGUGUUUACGUUUUCUCCCUCAGCACCGACUCCAAUAAGAAAAUGUAUGUUCGAGUGAUGCAGACAAGUGCCCAGUGCUCACAAACUGGUCCAUUCUUCCCAGCAACGUCCGCCAAUAUCAUAGCGAAUGGUAUCGCUACAGCAUCUGACAUCCUACAGGCCCCCGACUGGCAGAUCAUCUUCAUCAUCUUUGGGGUAGCGCUUCUGGCAAUGGUCAUCAUGAUGAUAGCAUUGUUGCUGUUCAGGAAAUACGGCUGGUCAAAGGCUUCCUACUUAUUCCCGUUCUACCGUAAAGUAACCAAGAAGUAUAACUUUGAUGACUACGCCAGUAAGGGAUCAACAGUACAUCCUGUUCGUAAAUACCAUCGUAAUAUGCGUGCCAUCACUAACGGUAAUGAACCACCUGACAACGAUGCCUUGGCUAUUCUGGACGCAACCAAUAUUGAUGUAAAGGAUGAUGACUUCUGGGAUUACGACCGACAAAUUGACCUGGAGGCCUUCAACACAAGAACUUUGUAUGACACACUUUCCAAACAGUCUCGUGGAGUCACAACAACAAUCAGUAAACACAAGGACGAGAUGAAACAAAUGUAUGGUAGAAUGGCCAAUCAGAAUGAGUCUCUCAAGGGAUUAUGGGCUGCCAAGAUGAAUUUGAAAGGCAAAGCAGCAUUGGCUACAGACGAGGACUUGGCAUCUUAUGAUAACAAGUUACACAUGCUCGAGAUUGAACUUGAGAGACGGAAGGAUGUAGGUCAGAAGUUUGAACUCAUCCUGCGAAGACAGAAUGUUCUAAUGGAGGAGGAUGAAAAGGCCCGGGAGAAUCACCAGGUGACAUUCCAGGCCAGUCUGAGAGAAAGUGCACGUACACUGAAGGAGUAUGCUGUCCAGCUCCAACAGAGAGCAGCCAACGAUGGGGAACUGAACCACGAAGCCCAGCGAACCAUGAACACAAGGAUUGAAAUGCUUCUCCAUAAGAUGUCGGAUGAAAAUAGAGAAGAAUGUAAGAGGACAAGCGCCUGGGGUGUACUUGGUCAGGGCACAGGAGGACAGCUGCUGAAACCUGGAAAGAACUCUCCUAUGAGGAGGGAGGAAUUGAUAGGUUCAGACAUGAGUGUCAGAGCAGCAGACCUCAUCUCCAUUGAUAAAACCACAGGAUUGCUCAGACCCAAACCCGGGGCAAAGAUGGUCCUUGGGGACAGCAGCAUUGUUGAAGUGCCCAAUGAUUAUUUCGUCCAUCCACAGACAGGGCAUGUGCUGCCCAUACAAGGAAAUGUGGCCUUUGACCCUGUGACCUCUAGGCUAGUGUUUGUUGUUGAUGCAGCCACAGGUGAAGCUGCUAGAUCCGAGGAGCCCUUCAUUCCUUACGUACCUUACCCAAUCAGCCGUAAAUCUGGUCAGGCUGUCGCCACACCUCUCAAACCUAUGGAACACAAGAGUGACCUCAAAUAUGGAUCACCCAUGUUUGACGCUGUAACCGGUCUACAUGUGCCCAUCAUGGCUAUGACUAUACAUCCACAGACUGGAGCUGUUUUACCUAUAGGCAGUACACACAUUGACCCGGUCACCGGUAUGCCGAUCCCGAUGGAGGUAGGCUCUCUUAUGGUGGAUGCUAAUUCUGGACAACCAGUACCUAUCCUCGCUGUCUCCUUGGACACUGAGUCAGGAGUUGUAGUUCCUGUUGGAGGCACCAAACCAGGCGAUCGUGAUGGAUAUCCCAUUAUUCCUGGGGAUUCAUUUGUUGAAUCCCUCAGUGGCAAGUUGGUACGAAUCCAUGGAGGUUAUCUCAAGGACACAGCAGUGCUGCCAUCUGGAGGAGGUUAUCAAGCACUGCUUGACUCAAGUGUGCUUGCCUGUGAGGCUCGAGCUAGUGAUGCUGUAAAACAAUACAAGGAUGCUCUGAUGGCGGCCAAUGGUCCCAAUGUUAACCUUCGCCAUGAAGAGUCCAUGCUGGACGCAGCCCUUAAAGAACUGGAAAAGGCUCGGGCAAGGUCAAGGGCACACCUACUUCGUAGCCAGCAUGAUAUACAGAGACGUCUCGAUCGCGCCUCCAUUCUGGCCGCCACUGGUGGAUGUCCAGGAAUGUAUGAAUUUUCGAAGACUGGACAGUUACUUCCUAUCCUGGUUGGAACAAUGAUGCAGGAUCCUGCUGGUUCUGGACAGGAAGUGCCGAUUUUGGGGGCGGAGAAAGAGAAGAAGACAAGUAAUAUCGUCCCUGUAGGGGGCACCAUGGAGGAUCCAGAAGGAGGAGGUCUUGUCCCAAUUGCCAUCAGUAAGAAGGCUGUAGAUCCUGUGACAGGGGAGAUAAGUCCUGUGAUAGGAGUCCGUCUGAAUCCUGAAAAUGGUUUAGCCAUCCCAAUAACACUAUCAACCGGCGGGCCUCGCAAGCGCAAACCCCCACCUGGAGCUCUUGCUAUGCUGGAGGAAGAAUUAGUAGCUCGACGCGGUUUCUGGAGACGUCAGCGACAAAUGGAACGAGAAUUGACAACCAAGGAACAUCUCCUGGCACAACAGCUGCUUUUUGACAUGGAUUCAGUGACGACAAAGACACUUGAACGAUUUUUGGAGGAGAUUGACAAUGGAACACAUCAUCUAUUGGAGGCUGAGAAGCGAGAGGUACAACGAAGAGGGGGUGCUGAACAGGAGUACGCAACAAUCAUACCGCCAGAGGUCAUAGCUGUCCUCUUACAAGGAGACCCAAUGGAACACCAGAUGGAGGAAGCACAUGUUGCGGCACAUGUGAAAUUCUGUGAUAUGUUGCGACGAUUUUUCGGAAAACUUCAAAAUGAAGAAAGGAAUUAUCGGGACAGGAAAAAUGAAUUAGAAGGGGCCCUUAACCCUGAUGCAGAAAACACAGUGUUACAGCGUUACAGACAGGCUAAAACCCGACUCCAGGCCGAGCUCCAAGACCAUCUUACCAAUAAGAUGGAAGCUUUAGAUGAAGCCCACUCUGCUCUUGAAUAUGCAAGGGAGAGAUCAGAACUGUGUGCCAUCGAGGCUAAGAUUGUUCUGACACAUGCAGGACUUCUGGCUGGAGAUUAUGACUGUCAGUUGUCUGGUGUCUAUGGUGAUGUGUACUCACAAGGUGGUAGCGACUCAGAACUCAUACCAUUACUCAAACAACUGAUAGCUAUGCUGGAAUCUGGUGGACCUUUCGUUCUGUCACCAGAACUUCUUAACCUAAUCAACAUGGGCACUGCAGGUGCUGGUGGUAUGACCAACAAUGUAACAAACAUGAAAAUAGAUGGAGGUCAUAUGGCUGGAGGCUACGGGGUUGACCCAUCAAAGUCAGGUGGUCAAAGAUCACAAGGUCAGAACUCAGGAGGUCAAGGACAAAGUGGCUUUCAACAGGUCUCUCACGUUAAAUCAGGAGGAGAUCACAAAACCAUUAUACAUGGCGACACAACAGUUUUCGGAACAAAGGGCAAAGGUAAAGAUGAUCAGUCCGGCCUUGAUAGAGCAAGAGGAGCUUUCGAGAAACAGGCGUACGAGGCAGCGAAGUUAGAGAAUGACCUGAAGAAGACAGAGACUGAAGGAAUUAACGAUACUCUGGAGGAGUUUGAGAAAAAGAAAGAAAACUCAACUGAUAAAGCCAAGAGAGAACUUGAAAAGAUGCUGCUGAAGGCCCGUUCUGAGGAGGAGAAGGAACGCUUGAUGAUGCAACAUGCAGAAGACAUCCAGAAACUGAAUGAGGCCUUUGAGAAACAGAAGCUAAAACAACUGAAGAACUUACGUAAGCGUCUAAUGGAGGAACGACGCCAGAAGAAGAAGGAUUUGCACAAGAAGCACUUAAGCGAGGCUGAGAUGCAGGAUCUCCCACCAACUGCAGUUCCAAAUAUCAACAUGCCAUCUUAUGAAGAACUGAAACAGGAGUUGCUACGAUUACAACAGCUGCAGGAACAGAUGUGGGCUGACAUGAGGAAAGGAGGACUGGAGGCAGCUGAUAACAUGCCAGCAGUCGACAUUGAUCCAGAGUUUGAGCGACAGAUCCGUUCCAUGGAUCUUACUAAGAGCCAGAAGGAAGAACUGAUUAACUCUACGCGAACUCGAAAUCAGGACCUACACAAACAAAUUGAGGACAUGAAGCAGAAGCUAAGAAACAGAAAGAACCGAAAGGCAGGAAUGAAACUGCUGGAGGAUGAAGACUUGGAAGGAGUGAGUGAAGAAGAGAAGAGGAUGCUGCUUGAGGCAAGAGGUACAGAUGAAGAUGCUGACAGAUUGAUGGAGGAGGAAGCUGUUCUGGCUUCCCUUGUUGCCAUGGAGAAGGAGCAACAGAGAAGGAACGAGGAGAAGGCCAUGAAGGACAUGCUGAAGAAUGUGAACGCUGAGGAUCGUGAGCGCAUCAUGACAGAGUUCAACGAACAUAUGAGGCAGCUGAACAGUCGCCGUGACGAUGACCGCGAAGCAGCUCAUGACAAGAUGAAGGCUAAAUUGGCAGCCAAGAAACGCAUGAGGGAAGAAUUGGACAAAGAAAAAGCUGUCAAUAAAGAACUUGACCAUAUAACAAAAACACAUGCUGCUCAAGGGGACAUGGAAACAGCAAAUGUAAUGAUGCAGAUCAACAGUAAGGUGAAUAGUGAAAAACUCACUGCUGAGCAACAGAAAAUUGUAGACCAGCAGCUCCGAGAACAGGAAGAGAUGGAGCGAAAACAGAAGGAGGAACUAAGAAAGGAAAAACGAGCAAUAGAGGACGAAGCUGCAAAGGAAGAACAGCUUAUAGAACAGCAGAUCCGACAGCAGAAACAGCUGGCUAUGGCAGCCCAUCAGAGCAAGUUUGAUCGGGAUGUGGCAUUACAUCAUAAAAACUUAAACGAGGCAGAAUACGAAAAAUUGCUGGGGGCUCACAAGAAGGAAAUGGAAGCUCUAAACGACAACCUUGACAAGGAGAAAGAUCGUCAGAAGAAUACUCUGUCAGAACGAAUUGAGAAAAGAAAGAGACUAAGAGCUGAACAGUUGGCACAGAAACAUGACAUUGAGAUGGCAAAGGAAUUAUCUCGGCAGCAACAGGAACGAGACAAAGUCAAUGAAAAGUUAGCACGAAAUGUGGAAAACUCAACACUGGUGGAUAGUGUCAAGAACAAAAACAGUGAAGAAGCCGAGAAUAUGAUCUACUCUGUGCUACGACAGCGCCAUCUGAAGGAAGCUAUCCAUCUGGAGGAUCAGUUGGCUCGUGAACUGGAAGCGAUGAGGAAAAAGGCAUCCAUUGAUAUUGAUGAGAAACGGCAGAAAGAGAGAGAUGCUUUGCUGGGAACAUUUGAACAAGAAAUGCGAGACCUGAUUUCUAAUGCUGGGGAUAUGUCACCUGAAGAGUUAGCGAGGAGGAAAGAUCAGCUUAAAAAACAGCAGGAGAAAACUCUGAAGGACUUCGAUAACUUGACAACACAGCUGAUUACACAAGCAGAAAAGGAGACAACGCCCCAACAGGAAGUACAACAGAUGUACGCACGUCUGGAACUCAAGGAGAAGCAGCUACAAGAGCUAGCCGAUGCCAUGAAGCGAUACUCGCCUAGCGAGGAACUAUACAAACAGUACCAGGAGGAGGCACGCCUGGCGAUGGAGGAGGCCAACCACUACAAAAAUAGCAUCAUGAAACGAAUGCAGGAAGAGCUAGAAAGACGCAAGGCAGACGAGAAACAGCGAGAAGAUGAAAGGAAACGUGCCUUGUUAGAGAAACUGAGACAAAUGGAGCAGGAUCUUGAGAAGGAGGGAGAACUAGAAGCACAGCGGGCUCGUGAACGUGAGGCUGAGAAGGAAAGACUGAGGAAACAACAACUAGAGGAACGUGAUCGAAAACAGAAGGAAGAAAUAAAGAAAUCAAAUAUGAGUGAAGAUGAGAAGACACGAUUGCUUCGUGAACAUGACGAGAACAUGGCGAGACUGAAAGAAACUAUGCAGAAGGACCACGCAAGGAGCAAAGACACGCUGAAGUCACGUCUAGAGGCCAGGAAACAACGACGCCUUGCUGCAGAACGAGCCAAGCUGGAAAAACAGAGUCUGAUGGAUGGUAACCAGGAUCAACAGGCCGACCUUGUCAGUCGACAACAGGAAGGUAUGCUACAGAGCAGUCUACCAAAGACCGCUGAGAAGGACCAGUUUGGAUUGGCUUCUGUACCAACUCCAGCGUCCACUUCAACACCAGGUGGAUUUACCUCAUCAGGCAAUGCUGAGCAGGACUGGGUGAACAUGUUGAUGAUGUCUCCACUGUUUAAACAGAUCAACGACUUGGCCAACAUGCUAGAUAACAGUGAGGGUGGAUCAGGGUCACUUGACCGAGUUCUUGGUGCUGAUUAUUCUAAGUCUUACAUCGAUGUGAAGGACGCUCAGUGGCAGUCUAAAGGUGACCUUGCCCCUGUGAACAUUAACAGUAUUUCACCUAGUCAGUUUGUUGUGUAUCGUUUCGGUGUGUUCAUAAUUCGAAUGCUACAUCAGGCAAUUGGAACUCCAGAUGUCAGUCUUCUGUUGGCCUCCAACCUCCCCAAGAACAAUUACGAACGCAAUGCAUUUAGAAAUUCAGUGCAUUUCGAACAUGCUCGCAAGAUCUUGUUUGUACGGCGCGAGAGGAUGGACUCUAUCGGUGAAUUUGUUGUGGUGAUCUUACAUUCCCUGGCUCACAUCAAAGCUGGAGACAUGACCGAUGACAGUAAUACACUGUUCAUGAGAGAAUUCUACAAGGGAUUAAGAGUAGUCUGCCAGGACAUGUUCUUCUCUAGGGCUAAAAACACACCAGCAACACAGGGUCUGAUUGGCUCACCAUCCACCAAUAGCAGAGUGGCUCUUGAACAGGCUUUGGGAAGUGUUAAAAACCAGGAUGAGAAGAUAUUGAUGAUUGACGAGUUAGUUGAUAUGAAGAUUGAUGGACCAACCCGACUUGAUUUCUCUGACCAGCAAAUGUCACAGAGGUUGUAUGGUUCAGAGACUCUUGCCAGCAAUGCACGUCUACGACAAUAUCUGUCCUCCAAGGGAGGUGUGUUAGCAACCAGCGACUUUGUUAGCUCUCGAAUGUCCGAGCUUAAAGGCUUUAGGAGUCCAACUCCAUCUCCAAGACCAAGCCCAAUGAGGCGAAGGAUUAUGCCCCCCAUGAAGUCCCCCAGAGAUGUUCUGGACACUCAGCUCAUCGACAUGGAGGCUCGCAACGAUACAAUGAACAAGGAUUUGGCAGAGGCGAUGAAAUCUGAAGCUGACUUGAGGCAGGGUAUUAAGGAGCUGGAACAGAGUGCAUCCCCAGGGGACCGGUUGGGCCAAGCCCGUGAUCAGCUCGUGACAGUGCUCGCCAAGAAAAACGAUCUGCUGAAGAGGAUUUCUUGUCUUGAGGCUGAUAUAACAAAGAAAGAAAAAGAGCUGAAAUCCAAGAGAAGAUAAAGGGUUUACCACUAUAGACUUCUGACCAGUAUUUGUGAUUCUCUAGGAUUCAAAUUGGGACCAAAAAUGUGGAAAUCUAUUUGAGGAUAUAUGUAUAUAUAUGUGUGAGUUUUUCUAAGCAAACCAUUCAUUGGUAAAUUAACUAUAUUACU
Molecule: messenger RNA, 29972 nt
Organism: Ylistrum balloti
Lineage: Eukaryota; Metazoa; Mollusca; Bivalvia; Pectinida; Pectinidae
Exons: 132
Coding region: 1-29820 (9939 amino acids)
Cellular component (GO): extracellular region
Molecular function (GO): chitin binding; protein binding
Source: RefSeq, a predicted model, not a curated record